Molecule: messenger RNA, 2975 nt
Organism: Gopherus flavomarginatus (Mexican gopher tortoise)
Lineage: Eukaryota; Metazoa; Chordata; Testudines; Testudinidae
Gene: PPM1K
Product: protein phosphatase, Mg2+/Mn2+ dependent 1K
Exons: 8
Coding region: 347-1465 (372 amino acids)
Biological process (GO): protein dephosphorylation
Molecular function (GO): protein serine/threonine phosphatase activity; cation binding
Source: RefSeq, a predicted model, not a curated record
CAAAACAUUUCGAGAAUUUCUCCGAGACGGCUGCGGAAGGAGGAUCAGUCGGUCCGGGUGGCUUCGUUCGGUGCAUUGAAAAGACAGGGCGAAACAGCCUUUGCACGCUUUUCCUUAACGCGGUCCCAGCCAGGAUAAGAGAGCUGCAUGUGAAGGGUCCUUAGGGCAUGACCUAGUUCUCGGUUUGAUUGUUCCAUGGGGAAGAUACUGCUCAAAACUAAGGCUCUGAUCCUGCAAACACCUGUGCAUCUGCUUAACUUUGUAUAUUUCUCUCACUGUCCUUGAAGACAUUCUGGAAGCUGUAUAUUGAUCUUUCAUUUACUGCAAAGCUCUGUGGAAUCAAGUUAUGUCAACAGCUGCUUUAAUUAAUUUGGUUAGAAAUGGAGGGUAUCAAGUGAGAAGGAGAGCGCUGCUGACAUCCCGCCUCUUGCAAGACGACAAACACUUGACUGCCGUGUGCCAGAGCUCCACCACAGAACGCAGGGCUUCCCGCUUCGAUCCAGACGGCAGUGGGCGUCCAGCCACAUGGGACACUUUUGGUAUCUGGGACAAUCGCAUUGAUGAGCCCAUACUCCUCCCACCCAGCAUAAAGUAUGGGAAGCCGAUUCCCAAAAUCAGUCUGGCCAAGGUGGGCUGCGCAAGCCAGAUUGGAAAACGGAAGGAAAAUGAGGACCGGUUUGAUUAUGCUCAGCUGACAGAUGGUGUCCUGUAUUUUGCAGUGUAUGAUGGGCAUGGCGGGGCUGCAGCAGCUGAUUUCUGUGCUAAGUACAUGGAAAAGUACAUUCAAGAAUUCCUUUCUCAGGAGAAGAAUUUGGAAACUGUGUUGACCAAAGCUUUUCUAGAAAUAGACAACGCAUUUGCGAGGCAUGCUCACUUAUCUGUUGAUGCAACCCUGCUGAACGCUGGGACCACUGCAACAGUGGCCCUGUUGCGAGAUGGUAUUGAACUGGUUGUGGCCAGUGUUGGGGACAGUCGUGCACUAUUGUGUCGAAAGGGAAAGGCCCUAAAACUCACCAUUGAUCAUACUCCAGAAAGGAAGGACGAGAAGGAAAGGAUAAGGAAAUGUGGUGGCUUUAUAGCGUGGAACAGUGUGGGUCAGCCCCAUGUGAAUGGUAGACUUGCAAUGACACGGAGUAUAGGAGAUUUGGAUCUUAAAAACAGUGGAGUAACAGCAGAGCCAGAAACUAAAAGGGUUCAGUUGCAUCAUGCAAGCGAUAGCUUCCUGGUCCUUACGACAGAUGGCAUUAACUUCAUGGUGAACAGUCAAGAGAUAUGUGACUUUAUUAACCAGUGCCACGAUCCCCCGGAAGCAGCCCGUGUUGUGACUGAGCAGGCUAUCCAGUACGGUACUGAAGAUAACAGCACUGCUGUCAUAGUACCAUUUGGAGCGUGGGGAAAAUACAAAAACUCUGAGGUCAACUUCUCAUUCAGCCGCAGCUUUGCCUCAAGCGGAAGGUGGGCAUGAGGACCUGCUGGAAUCAGAUUUGCUGUGCAGUAACCUGUAUGUCGCAUGCUACAGGAGAACACAUCUUGCCCAUUUAUUUUUCUCUCACUAUUGUACAAAAUAGUAAGCUUACUGCUUUCUGGGUAACAAACCCUAAUCAUGCACAUGUCCCAUUUUAAUUGAUGUUUUCAGAUUUUAGGCAGGUGUUCAUUUUACUGACUUGUUUUGUUUCCAAUCCCAGAAGAUGAUGGGUAGUCCUGUGCAGAUGGACUGGGUGCAGGGCAGUAAUCAAUACAUGUUUUGUGGUGACUGAUUUAUCCAGUUCUCUGUGAACGAUUGCUACGCUGGAUAGACUGAGCCCUGUGCUCCCCCCGUGCACAAAACACCAGGGAGAGGAACAAACACGUAAUCAUGAGGAGACAAAAGGUGCCUGUUUUGUCUUCCACUGUGUCACAGCCACCAAAAAAUCCUGCGCUUCAGGAGAAGCAUGUGAAAAGUAGUGGCAUGGCUAGAGAGGAUUCAGGAAGAGGCUAUUCUAUGCAGCAAGCUCCUCUGACACAAUAGUGUAAGUUUAGCCCCAAAGUCCUGUCUAAAUUAAUGCUGCUAAGCAGAACAAUACCUUGACCUCUAAGCUCUGCAAGUCGAAGUAUGUGCAGGCCAGGAGCCAAACAUGCAUGGCAGCCAAGGCAGAUAUGCUGCCACUGGGGGCAGAGGAGAUUCCCUACAAUGGCCUGGAGUUUGUGAGGUCUCUGCUGUCCUAGGUCUCUGGCCAAUGUGGGAUUUGGAGGCCACAUUGCAGUCCUCUUUGUAAACCCCUGGCACAGUUUCACUGAGAGGGACAUGAAGCUGGUCUACAGGGUUGCAAAAGGCUGCGUAUUUUCAAAUGAAGGGGCACUGUGAAUUUGAAUUCCAUUUCUUAAUGAUUUAAUUUCUAACUAUUCCAUUUUCUAGUUGAGCUCCCUGGAAACAGCGCAACAGGAAUGUUUUAAUUCUUUUAAAAAAUGAGAAAGGGCUUUUGUGCUCUCCAGAAAAGCCAGUUGCUAGUUGACUGCGUACAGGAUGCCAUCACGUGCACAAAGUAAACUGGAAAAAGGGGAGUGUCAUGGGGCACAACACUCACCACUGAACUGGUACCUCCUCCUGGUCGCUCUGGGGAUUAGCUCAAGGAUGACAUCCCCCGUCCACGGUUUGCACCCUGUCACUCUGUCUCACUUCUGCUGGGAGUCUUUCCAGGAACUGCCACAUCCUCUUCAGCUGCCCUCCAGCCAUGUCACUGCCUGUGUUUUCCUCUUCCAGGAGCUAGUACCUUGCAGUCUAUUCAUCCACCCAUUUCCAUCAGUGGCAAAUGUGGGGAACCCAGACCCAUCUACUAUUCCAGGGACCCUGUAGUUGGCAGCCACAUGCUGCCUCCCCUCUGACUGUUCAGUACAUUUCCCUGGGCCACUUCCUUGUUCACCUUUACUUCAGGGCCCCUGCUGCUCAGUCCCUGCAGACAGCUAGGUGCUCUCUCACUCCGGUCCCUGCCAGCAGC